This is a messenger RNA of Corylus avellana, 1162 nucleotides long. RefSeq lists its product as uncharacterized. Gene Ontology annotation, molecular function: protein binding. NCBI's taxonomy places the organism in Eukaryota, Viridiplantae, Streptophyta, Magnoliopsida, Fagales, Betulaceae. The record is from RefSeq and is a predicted model, not a curated record. Gene Ontology annotation, cellular component: chloroplast. Gene Ontology annotation, biological process: chloroplast-nucleus signaling pathway; mitochondria-nucleus signaling pathway.
GGAAGGACAGAUUAGUAACUGAGGCUUUGACAUUUUUCUCUGAAAUGGUGAGUAAAGGAAUUCAGCCAAACGUUUUCACUUACGGUUCUUUGAUUGAUGGUUACUGUUUGCAAAAUAGAAUAGAUGAAGCAGUCAAAACAUUUGAUAAGAUGGUUCGAAAGGGUUGUUCCUCUUCUGUUGUUAGCUAUAACAUAUUGAUCAGUGGAUAUUGUAAAGAUAAGAGAAUUGAUGAGGCAAUGAGUCUUUUCCGUGAAAUGACUAACAAUGGCAUGAUUCCCGAUUUUGUCACUUACAACACUCUUAUUGGCGGGUUUUUGCAAGUUGGGAGACCUAAGACUGCACAAGAGCUACUCCAUAAGAUGCAAGGUUGUGGUCAACAUCCUAAUCUCCAAACUUAUGCUAUUUUGGUAGAUGGCCUCUAUAAGAAUCAUCACUUUCCAGAAGCAAUUGCAUUGUUUCAUGAGAUGGAAGACAAAAAGUUGGACCUUGAUAUUGUGGUUUACAACGUCUUGAUUGAUGGUAUGUGUAAUGUUGGAAAAAUUACGGCUGCAAGAGAACUUUUUAAUGCUCUUCCUACCAAAGGUUUGCAAGCUGAUGUUUGGACUUAUACUAUAAUGAUCAAAGGGCUUGGCAAAGAGGGACUACUAAAUGAAGCAAGGGAGCUAUUUGAGAAAAUGGAAGAAAAUGAUUGUCAACCUGACCAUAUCACAUAUAACACAAUCAUCCAAGGCUUAUUGCAACAUAAUGAGAUAUCAUGGGAAGUGAAAUAUCUCCAAAUUAUGGUUAACAAGGGUUUCUUGGCAAAUGCGACCACAAUAACCAUUUUGAUCAACUUGUUGACUACUAAUCAGGCAGAUAAAACAUUACAAGAUUUUUUUUCUAAAAUCUGUGUGAAAGAUUUCUAGUUCUUCAACUUGCAGGACAAAUUUGAUAUUCUAACCGUUACAUAGUCAAUCUUUAAGGCAGUAAAGCUGCAAGUCAUUAAGGUAACAAUCCAAAUGAGGAUGAAGGUGAGUCAGAGGAUGAGGACACGUAAGAGCUCCUUCAGUGAUGGUUUUUGAAGGGUUGUUUGUACAUAUUUUGGUUGCUUUAGUGGACCAUUCUCCUGGAUAUUUAGAGUAUGUGAUGUGUUGAGCAAAUAUUUUGACAUAUUUUUUUUUUU